This is a messenger RNA of Monomorium pharaonis (pharaoh ant), 3001 nucleotides long. Its product is annotated as rho-related BTB domain-containing protein 1-like. Gene Ontology annotation, biological process: small GTPase-mediated signal transduction. Gene Ontology annotation, molecular function: protein binding; GTP binding; GTPase activity. The record is from RefSeq and is a predicted model, not a curated record. NCBI's taxonomy places the organism in Eukaryota, Metazoa, Arthropoda, Insecta, Hymenoptera, Formicidae.
UUUCCACGCAAUUAGAUUUUACUCGUACUUACGAUUCACCAUAUGUAUGCAAAUAGUUUAUACAUGUCACCAAAAGUCGAAUAGGUCUUGCGCAGUUAAAGACAAUUAUCGCUGUCUUCUGAAAUAAUGCACAUUAAACGCAAUACAAAGUACUUUAAGUAUAUAUAUAUUCGUAUACUUAAAGCUACGGUAUUAUGCAACGAACAGUUAUCGAAAGCACGAUAUAACAUCCACGUGUCCUUGAGCUAAGGCUAAGUGUCCACUUAAGAGCUUUAUUAUCACGACUUUGCUUUCGAAGAGCGAAAGUAGUUCUCGAUAUACAUUAUAGGAUAUACGUUAUAGGAUAUUACGGCAUUAUCGCAUUUUCAAAGAGUGAAGUUGUGAAAAGAAGUUGUCAAAUGGAUAAAACAUCGUGUUCGUCGCACGCUGACUCAUUAUUUCCGUAUUUCAGUUUCAGUGCAUAUCUUAUCAACGGGAAGGUCGAGGACGUCGCGUUCCGGUCCGGUUAUCGGAUGUGAUGCACGCAUUUGGCAGCUACGGAAACGACAGCGGUAGCAUUAUCUGUGCUGGAGACAGCGGUUGAGAACUCGAGCGAUCUGGCAGGUGAGAGGGUAUAUUGUAUGAGCAGGGGAGACUGCCGGUGAUGGACAAUGAGCAACCGCACCAGGAACUGGUCAAGUGCGUGGUCGUGGGUGACACGGCAGUCGGAAAGACCAGACUGAUCUGCGCCAGGGCCUGUAAUAAGCACGUGUCACUGUCACAACUCCUGACUACUCACGUGCCCACGGUUUGGGCUAUCGACCAAUAUCGGAUCUACAAGGAUGUAUUGGAGCGAUCUUGGGAGGUAGUAGACAAUGUAAACGUGUCGCUACGUCUCUGGGACACAUUUGGCGAUCACGAGAAGGAUCGACGUUUCGCAUACGGGAGGUCUGAUGUCGUGUUACUAUGUUUCUCCAUAACCAACCCCGUUUCCUUGCGAAACUGCAAGGUGAUGUGGUAUCCAGAGAUAAGGAGGUUCUGCCCGCAGACACCGGUCCUAUUGGUCGGAUGCAAAAAUGAUUUGCGGUACAUGUAUCGGGACGAAACUUAUCUCAGUUACUUCCGUGAUCGGAGUCCCUUCGUAAGGGCUACGAGGAAAAGCGAUCUGGUGAUGCCGGAUCAGGCACGGGCGGUAGCGCGAGAACUUGGCGUGUGCUAUUACGAGACGAGUGUUUUCACUUAUUACGGUGUGAACGAGGUAUUCGAGAAUUCGAUACGCGCCGCCUUGAUCGCGCGUCGUCAGCAACGUUUCUGGAUGACGAACCUGAAGAGGGUGCAAAGACCCUUGUUACAGGCGCCAUUCUGUCCGCCGAAACCAGUGCCGCCGAAAGUAUGCCUGGCUCCGAGUACCUAUGAGGAGAACAUGAAGAGCCUAUGGACGAAGCCGGUUCACACGGAUGUCACUCUGAUAACGAGUAACUGCACGUUUUUGGCUCAUCGGUGUUUGCUCGCCGCCGCCUCACCGGCGUUUCACCGGCUCUUCUCGAUGGAACUCGCCCAGGAACUCACACCGCGCAGCUCCAGCGAGUCCAGCAUGGUGAGCACUUUCGGCGAGGCCACCGUCGGUGACUUCAACGACGAUACCGAGUGCCUAAUUCGUAUCGAUCAAAGCAAACCCGCAAAAGUAUGGGAGCAACUUAAGCGACGAUCGAGUUUUCAAGUACUGCCGACCAUGGAUAAUCAGAGGAAGAGCAAUGGCGCGACGAGAGAUUUGAAUCAUCCUGCCUUCCAAAAUAUUCGUAUAUGUAUGACUGAAAAUGCGAAUGGAGUACAGCAGCCCAUGACCGUGAUCACGCUAUCGAAGCUGAUCACGCCACAGGCGAUGCAGCAGUGCUUGCAAUUCAUUUACACGGGCAGCUUGGACAAACGGUAUCACGAUCUACAAGAGAUCAGACAGGCGGCCGAAUUCCUCGAGCUACCGCAAUUGCUCAUGGUACUCGGUAGCAUACAAACGCGGGAGCAGUUUGUCAAUAGCGAUCUCAAUAACCGGUACAAGCAGGUGGUCAGACAACGUUUGGAAGAUAUCUGUCUGGAGCAAGGUCUUUUCGCUGAUGUCACAUUUGAGUUGGAUGACGGCAGCGUACCGGCUCACAAAGCGAUUCUCACUGCCCGAUGCGACGUGAUGAAAGCCAUGUUCUCUGGUGAUUUUCGCGAAAGCAGCGCAAAAGUCAUAGUCUUUCCUGGGGUUCGGGAGUACACAUUCCAUAAGUUACUCUGCUAUCUUUACACGGACGAGGUACCGGCAAUCUCCUCGGCCAGAUGCCUUAACUUAUUGGAACUAGCCAAUAGACUCUGCCUUCAACGAUUGGUGAACUUAGUUGAGAGCAGAGUGAUUGAGGAUCUUGAGCGGCUUUCGCAAAACGAGGGGAACGACGCCGUGGAAAACUGCCUGAGGCUGUUAGAGCCGUGCAAGCUGCAUAAUGCCGAUCAGCUGGCCGACUGGUGCAUGAAUCAUCUCUGCGUUAACUACAACAAACUGUGCAAAAUGUCGCCCCGCAGCGUGCGGCUGCUUCAUCCGGAGAACCAGGAGUAUUUGAACGAGCACCGGUGGCCGCCAGUCUGGUACUUGAAGGACUACGAUUACUAUCAGAAAUGUUUAGCGGAGCAAAUACGCGAAAACAAGCCGACGUUGAAGCGAAAUCGUAAUCAGUCCGGCUGCUUGUGUUUCUCGAGCUCGAGCAAAACCAGGCGGGAGGGUAAUACCGGGAACGGCACAAAGUCGACGACGUCGAGCGAGACGCCAGCGGAUCGGCCGCUCUUCGACGCCUCGACUGAGUCCGGCGAGCAAGCCGUAUGACAGGAACCAAGCGGCCUCAGCCGCUCCGUCAGAUUUAUCCUGGUACUACCUGUGCUCAUGGUCUUCAUAUGCACUAUUUUUACUAUUUUGAUACUGCUACAGAUUUAUACUUAAGCGGACUGCAAGACACCAAAGAGAUGCACGAAAAACACACACAUAAAAAAA